AUGGUUGCCGCGACGAAGAGAGAAGAGCGACCGUCCGUUCAAUUACAGGGCGAGCCUCAUGUCGCAAUCACCCUCGAUGCAACACCUACCCCGGCAAACUUGAUGCACGAUCCAAGACCAGCAACUCAUCGCACUUCCUCCUUUUUUCACAAGUUACUCAACAGGGAUGCGGACGCCGACAAGAAGAAGCAGGAGAAGACAUACGGCUACUUGUCGCUCUUCCGCUACCUUCCCGCUCGCGACAGGUUCAUCCUCGUUCUCGGCUUUGUUUGCGCGUUGGCGGCCGGUGCUCCAUUGCCGCUUAUCUUACAAGAGACUUACAGUUUGAAUGCGAUGGCGUGGUGGAGUGUCAGAUUUUGUCGGGUACGCGGUCGAUGA
This is a messenger RNA of Saitoella complicata NRRL Y-17804, 378 nucleotides long. RefSeq lists its product as uncharacterized. The coding region runs from base 1 to 378 and encodes 125 amino acids. NCBI's taxonomy places the organism in Eukaryota, Fungi, Ascomycota, Saitoellomycetes, Saitoellales, Saitoellaceae. The record is from RefSeq and is a predicted model, not a curated record. The transcript has a single exon.